This is a messenger RNA of Hypanus sabinus (Atlantic stingray), 2898 nucleotides long. RefSeq names its product myelocytomatosis oncogene homolog (gene mych). The record is from RefSeq and is a predicted model, not a curated record. Lineage: Eukaryota; Metazoa; Chordata; Chondrichthyes; Myliobatiformes; Dasyatidae. Gene Ontology annotation, biological process: positive regulation of cell population proliferation; regulation of transcription by RNA polymerase II. Gene Ontology annotation, molecular function: DNA-binding transcription factor activity, RNA polymerase II-specific; RNA polymerase II cis-regulatory region sequence-specific DNA binding; protein dimerization activity. Bases 691 to 1653 code for a protein of 320 amino acids. The transcript has 3 exons.
CCUCUCUGCUUCCUCUUGUACCUUCAAGUUAUUACAGAGAAUUUUAUCUGUGGUCAAACUACCGUUUAGACAAAGUUCUCCCACUAGCUACAGGAAACUAACCCCAAAAUGCUAACAUUCUUACCCUGGGAACAAUGCCUGAAAGAUUUGUGUGAGGUUGGUUCUCGCCUCAAAUUUAUUUACGUUUUUAUUUUACAACUUCACAUGCACUUUUGCCACUUAAGACACAAAUUUGAAAGCUGACUUUAGUUGGGAACAGCUUCUGUACCAGUUACCAGGCUGGAGAUUGUUUGUCUGAAUCAGCUCCUCACCUGGUCCCGUCACCCCUCUCCUUCUCCUAAUGCUCCCUUCCCUUCUCCUCUUCCCUCCCGCCCCUCCGCGGCCUCCCAUUGAGCGAACCCACAAAUCUCGCCCUGAGUGGGUCCGAGUUCUCCAUUCUCGCCGUCCUGGGGGUAGGGGGGUUGGCAGAAGUAAUAGGUCCACCACUUUGCCAAUACCCCCCGUCCCCGCCCUCUUUCGGAGCCAGCCCUGCCUCCCUCUCUCCACGGGUGGGACGGGAGGAGGACUCGGGGCUCCGACGGUCCCUCCCCGGGGCGGAGUUUGGGCACUUUUGGCGGGAGCGGAGUCGCAAAUAAAGAGCGGGAGCGGAGCGGAGCCCCGGAGAGCGGACACGGACGCCGCCCUGUCACCAUGCCUCAAGGAACCACAUCUGUGCUGGAGGAACUGCUGCCUGCGUUGUUGGAGGCCGAAGGCUGGUCACAAGACUGUGAGGAACUGCUGCAGAUACUGCCCACCCCUCCUCAGUCGCCCAAGGAGGGCCAGUCGUCAAGGUUGCCCUCCAAGUCAGACCAGCUGGAGCUGGUGUCGGAGCUGCUGCUGGAGGACGAGGACAUUGUAGAGCAAGGCCUGCAGUGGGAAUUGGAGUCUGUAACCCAGGAUGGAGUGUGGGGCAGCCUGCUAGCCCAGGCCGAGCUGGACUGGCUGACCGAGUCCCUGCCCUUCUCCAGCUCCCUGCUGGCAGACAUCGAGGCCCAGAUCUUUCAAACUCCAGUACUCAGCCCCCCACCACAGCACCCGGAGCCAGACAGUGAGGCCCCAUUCCCCUGUGAGGGCCUUCAGCCGCUCCCAACUGAUUCAGAUGAGGAGGUCGAUGUGGUCAAUGUUGAGAAGCUGUCUCUAGCAGAGCAAGGUGUCGCCUGCAAUGAAGUGACUACUGGGACCUGCUCACGGACUCUGUCCCUGGUCAGGCACUGUGCCCUGGACGUCCAUCAGCAACACAACUAUGCUGCUCCGUCACCCCUGCCAAAACGGGCCAGAGCAGACGGCUGCCUACACUCGGCCAAGACCAUUGGCUCGAGCUUCAGGCCCCGGGGACUGGACAUCGAGGAAGAGGAGCGUCGGAGGACACACAAUGUUCUGGAGAGGCAACGGAGGAACGAGUUGAAGCGUUGCCUGCUGGCUCUUCGGGACCAAAUGCCCGAUCUGUCCACCAACAGCAAAGCUUCCAAGGUGGUGAUCCUGCAGAAGGCCACGGAACUCAUUGGGCAGUUGCAGAGGGAGCAGCUCAGGCUGCAAGCUGAUAGAAACCGACUGCACAGGAAGCAGCAGCAGCUUCGACGCAAACUCCAGCGGCUCCGGCGAGUGGCCAAGUAAGAGAAGGCGUGUGCCGUUGCCCUGAGCCUCCUCUCACUUUCCUGCUGCAUGGACACAAAUAUUUGGGACGCUGCCUCACCUGGUGCUUGGCUCAGGAGUCCCAGCCUUGGCUUCACCAUCCUGUCAACAGGAGUUUGUUUCUUCCAGGCAGGGACUUGGCUUCUCUGUGUGGAUUGUGUUUCUUUCUGUCUUCAACCAUGUCACUGUUGUCCAGGUUUAGAGGCGUACUGAACAGUGCCAAUAUUUACAUCUGAAUGCUUCUGUCCACGAUUGGCCCUGCCAAGGACUUUCGCAUAGAGGAUGCAGAUGUGGAUGGGGCUGCUCAGGAUUCGUUCACUGAUGUGGUUAAACCUCUACCUUAGCAAACAUCCUGCUGCUUGAUAUUCACGUCGUGUCAACAUCUCCCCUCUCCUUGGAAAUGCCGAGGGGAUUCCACAGACCCCACCACCUGGCCAUCAGCAUUUGUGCCAUGGGCUGGGUCAGAGAGUGUCCGUUGGAUUGUCCUGGGUUGGGCUGGGUCAGAGAGUGUCUGUUGGACUGUCCUGGGUCGGUUCAGAGAGUGUCUGUUGGACUGUCCUGGGUCGGGCUGGGUCAGAGAGUGUCUGUUGGACUGUCCUGGGUCGGGUCAGAGAGUGUCUGUUGGACUGUCCUGGGUCAGGUCAGAGAGUGUCUGUUGGACUGUCCUGGGUCGGGCUGGGUCAGAGAGUGUCUGUUGGACUGUCCUGGGUCGGGCUGGGUCAGAGAGUGUCUGUUGGACUGUCCUGGGUCGGGCUGGGUCAGAGAGUGUCUGUUGGACUGUCCUGGGUCGGGCUGGGUCAGAGAGUGUCUGUUGGACUGUCCUGGGUCGGGCUGGGUCAGAGAGUGUCUGUUGGACUGUCCUGGGUCGGGCUGGGUCAGAGAGUGUCUGUUGGACUGUCCUGGCUUAUACCCUUGCAUGACCGUAGUUCCUGACUUUGUGUUAUUUUGCUGCUGAUGAUUUAUCACCAGGCUGUGCACUGGUUCUGUUCUGUUUCUUUGAACAGUGUCUGUUGUUAUUAUUACAGAGACGUUGUUUGAUGUUUGUACCCUGGGCUUUAAGUUAUUUGUCUCUUCCUCUCUGGGUGGUUCUGUUGCUGCUGUCUGAGUGUCUGGUACCGGAUGUCUCUUCUGUACAAAGCACUUUCUGUUCAGCAACCUGGCCACCAAUAAUUUCAGUAUUUCACAAUGAAAUAAACAUAUUCAAGUUUAAAGGAAGUGAGUAUGUGC